AUGCUCAUUGAUGUGCUUGCUCCGUAUGUGAAGGGCGGAGUGACAGCAGGUCGUACGUCAAAUGCAUCCAUGUCAGAUGCGACUAAUCGUGUCGUGCAUGCACUAGAGGCAUUUGAGGGCCCCGACAGGCCGGACGCAUUCAUGUAUAAUGAAGCAAGCGUAGCUGAAGUAGUUCAUGCUGUGAUUUGUGGUAAGCCAACACUUCCGGACAGGUCUGUCCCAUCUGUGUAUGCGGAAAUGCGUGUGCUUGCAGGAGUUCGGGGCUUGCCUGAACGUGUGUUGAGCGAUGCUCACAAGCAUGUGCAAGAAGCGUUGGUGGUCGCCAUCGAUCCCCUUCACGCCGAGGCCCAAGAUCCUGGUGAAUGGUUGUGCCGCAUGGUCAAGCUAUGGAAUGAACUGAUGCAGCGUCUAUGUAUGGUGCAGGAUAUGCUACGCCCGGUCGUAGUGUGCGCGGACGAGACGGAUUUUGAUGCCGCAUGCAUGAAUAUGCUCACACGCACAUGUCGUACAACACAGAGUAUCACGGUGUGGGAACAAGGCUUGUAUCAGGUCGCAGAGGCUGCACGUUUGGGUGUUUCUGCAUCCCAGGUUGACCUUAGGAGUCUUUCAGCACCAAAGUACCUCGAGCGUGCUCUCGAGAUCGUACGUCGCGUCGGCACCAAGGUCGAACCUGUCAUCGACGAAGCCCAUUCUUUUUAUCGUUCUUAUGCUCUUCAGCUAUAUAGUGGGCGCGCAAACCCACCUGAAAUUGCGCAUUCAAUGCCGGUGAUCCAUAACUGGAUUAUGCGUGAGCAAGCCUGGGCCAGCUGGCUCGGUCCAGAUGCGAGUGUGGUGGAUGUUGUUCAGGACGUAAUCGUACGUCCGCAUCAGGACAUUCUUUCAUCUGCGUGGCCAUAUCUCAUGGAAACCUCCGAGGGGACUGUCGGCCAUGCGGGCCCUAUACCCAAUUCCGACUCAGUCUCCGCCGCUGCUGAGUUACGUGCAUGCUACGCGGUCUUUGAUGCCGCCUGCAUUCUCCCACGCUUGUACGAAGCUAUGCGGGAGUACAUUCAGGCGCGUGUGUGUGCGCUUUUACAGAAGACGUCGGAUGAUGUCCUGAUUGAACAUCUCAUUACAGGUCAAAGAACAUGGCACAGGCUUUGGUGGUCCUGCCUCCAGGCCAACACAUCCAUGCGGCAUGCGAUCCAAGAUGGUUUUGAAGCUGGCCUGCGCGGGCAGAGUGCGCACAUAGCAGAACUCCUUGCUAACUACAUUGAUGCAGAGCUCCAGAAAGGCCGCGGUCUUGUCGAUUCAAGUAUGCCAGAGGCGUGCAUGGACGAUGUGCUCUUUCUGUUUCGGUGCCUGCAUCACAAGGACUUAUUCGAAGAGUAUUAUCAACGGGCGUUCGCCCGGCGUCUGCUUCUACGGUGCAGUGCAUCAGACGAUGCUGAGCGUGCCGUGAUCCUGCGCCUCAAGCACGAGUGUGGGCCUGACUACACGCGGAAACUCGAGACGAUGCUGAAAGACAUGCAUCUCUCCGACAAUCUGCGCAGUGCCUUUGCUGAAGCAGGGGGUGCUAGCACACCGUUUGAAUUCGAGGUAGAUGUACUGACACAAGCACAUUGGCCGCCAUUCCAUGAUGCCCCACUCAUUCUAUCUUCGUCCAUGCAAUCAGCAUUAUUGCGCUACGAGACAUUUUACCACACGUGCCAUUCUGGUCGCUCACUGCAUUGGUGCCAUGCGCUAGGCUCCUUGCUUGUGCGCGCAGACCUGGGCGAAGCGGGGGUCAAGGACCUCGUCGUGAGCACGCUGCAAGCAGCAGUGUUGCUUGUUUUUAAUGUGAGAGACGUGCAAACGUUUUCUGAACUUGAACAAGCAACACACAUGCCUCUGCAUGAACUCCAACGCACGCUCCAGUCACUCGCGUGCGGCCCAGCGCGCACGCGAAUCCUGCGCAAGAUUCCUCCUGGUGGUGAGGUUCGUGAAAGCGACUCGUUCAUGGUCAACGAGCAACUAUCUAACGCUCGCCGACGAAUCAAGCUGAACCAGCUCCAGCAACGGGAUUCUCCUGAAGAACGCCGCACAAGCACGGAACAUGUACUCAUGGACCGCGAUGUGCUCUUACAAGCAUCCGCGAUGCGUGUGCUGAAAGCACACAAACUCAUCUCUCACGCUGAUCUGACCACCGCCGUCAUCGAGCAGGUCAAGAGCCGCUUCCCCGUCGAGACGGCUGAGCUGAAGCGUGCAUUUGAGCGGCUAAUCGAAAAAGACUGUAUGGAGCGUGUGGACGGCGACAGGCAAGUAUAUCGGUAUGUGGCGUGA
Messenger RNA from Malassezia globosa CBS 7966, 2301 nucleotides. RefSeq lists its product as uncharacterized. The record is from RefSeq and is a predicted model, not a curated record. The coding region runs from base 1 to 2301 and encodes 766 amino acids. Gene Ontology annotation, molecular function: ubiquitin protein ligase binding. The transcript has a single exon. Gene Ontology annotation, cellular component: Cul4-RING E3 ubiquitin ligase complex. Gene Ontology annotation, biological process: protein ubiquitination; ubiquitin-dependent protein catabolic process; DNA damage response. Lineage: Eukaryota; Fungi; Basidiomycota; Malasseziomycetes; Malasseziales; Malasseziaceae.